Vanderwaltozyma polyspora DSM 70294 is the source of this 2874-nucleotide messenger RNA. RefSeq names its product ATP-binding mismatch repair protein (gene PMS1). Lineage: Eukaryota; Fungi; Ascomycota; Saccharomycetes; Saccharomycetales; Saccharomycetaceae. The transcript has a single exon. Gene Ontology annotation, biological process: mismatch repair. Gene Ontology annotation, cellular component: MutLalpha complex. The record is from RefSeq and is a predicted model, not a curated record. The coding region runs from base 1 to 2874 and encodes 957 amino acids. Gene Ontology annotation, molecular function: ATP binding; ATP-dependent DNA damage sensor activity; mismatched DNA binding.
AUGAGUAAGAUUGCUUCAUUGGGCAAGUCUGAUGUCCAUAGGAUCACUUCUGGUCAGGUUAUUAUAGAUUUAACUACAGCAGUUAAAGAAUUGAUUGAUAAUAGUAUUGAUGCGUCAGCAAAACAAAUUGAUAUUACACUAAAGAAUUAUGGUAUAGAUUCUAUAGAAUGUUCGGAUGAUGGAGUUGGUAUUUCUGUUGAUAAUUAUGAAUCUUUGGCUCUGAAACAUUAUACUUCGAAAAUUUCAAAUUUCGAAGAUGUUUCUUCUGUACAAACUUUAGGGUUUAGAGGUGAAGCACUUUCAUCAUUAUGUGCUAUUUCAAAGGUAUCUGUAGUCACUACCACUAAAGCUCCUCGUGCUGAUAGAUUAGAGUACGACAUGCAUGGGACAUUGAUUGGUAAAUCUACGACAACAAGAAAUAAAGGAACUGCUGUUAUAGUUUCGCAACUUUUUAAUAAUCUACCGGUUAGAAGAAAAGAAUUCAUUAAGACUAGUAAAAGACAUUUUACAAAGUGUAUAAAUUUGAUACAAAGUUAUGCCAUUAUACAGAAUGACGUCAAAUUUACUGUUUGGCAUGUUACACCAAGUGGUAAAAAGCAACAAAUACUUUCCACUUUAAGAAAUAAUAGCAUUCAAAAGAACAUACUGAGUAUAUUUGGAUCUAACAGUUUACAUGGACUUUCUGAUAUUGAUGCUGAGAUUGAUUUGAAUCCUUAUAAACCUUCUUUUGGUAAUAAAUACGUUAUGGACACUGGUUUUGAACAAUUGGACUACAAGAUAAGGGCUAAAGGGUUAAUCUCUAAGAAUUCAUUUGGAUGUGGUAGAACUUCCAAAGAUAGACAAUACGUUUACAUUAACAAAAGACCUAUUGAAUACUCCUUAAUCAAUAAAUGUUGUAAUGAAAUUUAUAGACAAUACAAUAAUGUACAAUACCCAGCAUUUUUUAUAGACUUUGAAAUCUCAUCGGAACUGAUUGAUAUUAAUAUAACACCAGAUAAACGUACUAUUUUAUUUCACAAUGAGAGAUAUGUUAUAGACGUUUUCAAAGAAGAGUUAAUAAAAUACUAUGACAAACAAGAAUUCUCACUUCCGAAACAAUCCAGAAUAAAAUCAUCUGAGGAUGAGAUAAGAUUAAAACUCGAGUCACAAGUCCAAAACAUUCAAUCAAUAAAGAAAGUUGAACCUGAUAUAAUAAAUGAAUCUGAGGGUCAUAAAUCCCUUGAGAUAGAUAUGCCUUUUGAUGAUGAUACGAAAUUAAGUACACAAGAUAGCCUUAAUGAUGGUCAGUCAGAAACUAACAAGUUAGAUAAUGAUGAAUUCAUUUCGCAAAGUUCCCUAGUCCAAAAUAAAGAAGACGAAUCUGAUAGUAGUGAAAAAAUACUUGAAUAUACGCAGAAAUCUUCUUCAGGUAGGAAAAGAAGGUUAAGCGAUGAUUAUGAAGAACUCGAAACCUCAAGAAGUGAUAAAUCAGAGAGUACUGGACGAUUACAUGAAAAUUCUGGCGAAGUUAAAAAUAUAGACAGUGCUGUGGAACUGAUAAAUUCUGAUAAUGAUUUCUCAAAUGAUGAAGUUAGCGAUGUGACCAUAGAAAAAGGAUCUGUCGUAACUAAUAAAAGAACAGAUAGUUACCGCCCUUCAAAAAGAACAAAUAUUGCUUCAAAUUUAGCAUUAGAUUCAUUUAUCAAUCCACACUUUGAAGAAUCUACCUUAUUGAAUAAUAGUCAAACCUUUCAGAGGAAUGAUGUCGAGAGUGAAGAUGUUCUGGUAGAGAUAGAGGGUGAGACCGAGCAACACAAGGCUGCCUUAUUUGACGAAAAGCUUCAUUUUAUUUCUGAUGAGCCAAUGGAUAAAACUGAAGUAGCAAUUAUAACUGAUUCAAAUAAUUCAUUGGAAGAAGGUUGUCAUAGUAAGGAAAAUGACGAAUGUUGUAGCGAGUCUGAUUCCAUUCUGGAUAUCCAGUUAGCACCAGAAGAAUUAAACAUUCGAACUCCAAUAUCAUAUUCAUGGGGAGGAGGCAAAGUAAAAUACUCAUAUAGAUCACUAACUGACUCUACGGCUAAUUCUGAAUUAGAUGCGCCAAUAGUAGAAACUUCAUUAGAUGUAGAACCUCUAAACAGGUUGAUUGAAGAAUUGAGUGUGAUUGGAAAUUUGAUAACUUCGAAUCAUGAUAAUUCCCAUAAUAACGAAGAAACUAGAAAUUAUAAAAUUGAGGAUAUUGAAGAAGGUGAAAAGUAUUUGACACUUACUGUUAACAAAGAUGAUUUCAAUAGGAUGGAAAUAGUUGGACAGUUUAAUCUUGGUUUCAUUAUAGCGACUCGAAAAGUAGGUGAUAAGUAUGAUUUAUUUAUCAUUGAUCAACACGCCAGUGAUGAAAAAUAUAAUUUUGAAACCUUACAGAAAUCUACGGUAUUUAAAUCACAGAAAUUAAUUGUACCCCAACCUGUAGAGUUGAGUGUCAUUGAUGAAUUACUUGUUAUCGAAAAUAUUGGAAUUUUUGAGAAAAAUGGUUUCAAAAUAGAAGUUGAUGAAGAUGACACACAAGGCAAUAAAAUCAAGUUGGUUAGUUUACCUGUAUCAAAAAGGACGUUGUUCGAUAUUAAUGAUUUCAUGGAAUUGCUUCAUUUAAUAAAAAAUAAUGUUGGUAUUAUCAAGAGUGAUAUAAAAUGUACAAAAAUUAGAUCAAUGUUUGCAAUGCGUGCAUGUAGAACGAGUAUUAUGAUUGGUAAACCUCUAACCAAAAAAACAAUGUCUAAAGUAGUUAAACAUUUAAGUGAAUUGCAUAAACCAUGGAAUUGUCCUCAUGGAAGACCGACGAUGAGACAUUUGAUGGAAUUAAAGCAAUGGGAUAAUUUUAUUGAUGAUUAUAGUAUAUAA